Molecule: messenger RNA, 261 nt
Organism: Gaeumannomyces tritici R3-111a-1
Lineage: Eukaryota; Fungi; Ascomycota; Sordariomycetes; Magnaporthales; Magnaporthaceae
Exons: 1
Coding region: 1-261 (86 amino acids)
Source: RefSeq, a predicted model, not a curated record
AUGAAAGAAGUCGAAAAGAGCAGCGGCCCGGGAGAAGCAAUCGAGUCGAUGCCACGGCGGUUGGGAGAGGCCGAGUCGAAAUGGGCAGACCAGGAAAACAACAAGGACGGACGGGGCAAUUGGAAAAUGGGGAAGAGCAGGAGCGGAGGGUCUGGGUUCCUUCCUACCCUUUCGCACGCCGAGCAGGAGGGUCCUUCCUGGGGGAGGGAGAUUGACAAGUCCAGCGACAGGCGACGUUAUUGGACGGGGGCCCGCAAAUAA